This is a messenger RNA of Apodemus sylvaticus (European woodmouse), 4008 nucleotides long. It is a transcript of the gene Meltf, whose product is annotated as melanotransferrin. NCBI's taxonomy places the organism in Eukaryota, Metazoa, Chordata, Mammalia, Rodentia, Muridae. The coding region runs from base 106 to 2322 and encodes 738 amino acids. Gene Ontology annotation, cellular component: early endosome; recycling endosome; extracellular region. The record is from RefSeq and is a predicted model, not a curated record. Gene Ontology annotation, biological process: iron ion transport. The transcript has 16 exons.
GCGUGGACUCUCCCUGGGCUGCGCUUAAAUAGUCAAGGGCCAGAGAGACUAGGGAGAAGGAAGCCAGGACUGCCCCGCCUGCACCCCAGCCAACGCAGCGUUGUCAUGAGGCUCCUGAGCGUGACCUUUUGGCUACUCCUGUCCCUGUGCACUGUCCUCUGUGUGACCGAGGUGCAGUGGUGUACCAUCUCAGACCCGGAACAACAGAAAUGCAGAGACAUGAGCCAGGCCUUCCGGGAGGCUGGCCUUCAGCCUCCCCUCCUCUGCGUCCAGGGCACCUCCACUGACCACUGUGUCCAGCUCAUCAAGGACCGAAAAGCAGAUGCCAUCACCCUGGACGGAGGGGCCAUUUAUGAGGCGGGGAAGGAGCACGGCCUGAAGCCAGUGGUGGGUGAAGUCUAUGACCAAGACAUUGGGACUUCCUAUUAUGCCGUGGCUGUGGUCUGGAGGAAUUCCAACGUGACCAUCAACACCCUGAAGGGCGUCAAGUCCUGCCACACGGGCAUCAACCGGACUGUGGGCUGGAACGUGCCUGUCGGUUACCUCGUAGAGAGUGGUCAUCUGUCAGUGAUGGGCUGUGAUGUGCUCAAAGCCGUUGGUGAUUAUUUUGGGGGCAGCUGCGUCCCUGGAACAGGAGAAACCAGCCAUUCUGAGUCCCUCUGUCGCCUCUGCCGUGGUGACUCUUCUGGGCACAACGUGUGUGACAAGAGUCCCCUAGAGAGAUACUACGACUACAGUGGAGCCUUCCGGUGUCUGACGGAAGGAGCUGGUGACGUGGCCUUCGUGAAACACAGCACAGUGCUGGAGAACACUGAUGGUAAAACCCUGCCUUCCUGGGGCAAGGCCCUGAUGUCGCAGGACUUCCAGCUGCUCUGCAGGGAUGGCAGCCGGGCCGACGUCACUGAGUGGAGACGAUGCCACCUGGCCAAGGUGCCUGCUCAUGCUGUGGUGGUGAGGGGAGACAUGGACGGAGGCCUCAUAUUCCAACUCCUCAAUGGAGGCCAGCUUCUGUUCAGCCACGAAGACAGCAGCUUCCAGAUGUUCAGCUCCGAAGCCUACGGCCAGAAGAACUUGCUGUUCAAAGACUCCACCUUGGAGCUUGUACCCAUUGCCACGCAGAACUACGAGGCCUGGCUGGGCCGGGAAUACCUGCACGCCAUGAAGGGCCUGCUCUGUGAUCCCAACCGGCUGCCCCACUACCUGCGCUGGUGUGUGCUGUCGGCACCCGAGAUCCAGAAGUGUGGAGAUAUGGCCGUGGCCUUCAGCCGCCAGAGUCUCAAGCCAGAGAUCCAGUGUGUGUCAGCCGAUUCCCCUGAGCACUGCAUGGCGCAGAUCCAGGCUGGGCACAUCGAUGCUGUGACUCUGGGCGGUGAGGACAUUCACAGGGCAGGAAAGGUGUACGGCCUGGUUCCAGCGGCUGGAGAGCUGUAUGCCGAGGAAGACAGCAGCAAUUCCUACUUUGUGGUGGCUGUGGUGAGACGGGACAGCUCCUACUCCUUCACUACGGACGAACUUCGCGGCAAGCGUUCCUGCCACCCCGGCCUGGGCAGCCCCGCGGGCUGGGAGGUGCCCAUAGGCUCGCUCAUCCAGCGGGGCUUCAUCCGGCCCAAGGACUGUGAUGUCCUCACAGCGGUGAGCGAGUUCUUCAAUGCCAGCUGUGUGCCUGUAAACAACCCUAAGAACUACCCUUCCUCGCUGUGCGCGCUCUGCGUGGGAGACGAGAAGGGUGACAACAAGUGCGUGGGCAGCAGCCAGGAGCGAUACUAUGGCUACAGCGGGGCCUUCAGGUGCCUCGUGGAGAAUGCAGGGGACGUGGCGUUCGUCAAGCACACGACUGUCUUUGAGAACACAAAUGGUCACAAUCCAGAGCCCUGGGCCUCUCACCUCAGGCGGCAAGACUAUGAACUACUGUGCCCCAACGGGGCACGGGCUGAGGUAGACCAGUUCCAAGCUUGUAACCUUGCACAGAUGCCAUCCCACGCUGUCAUGGUUCGUCCAGACACCAACAUCUUCACUGUGUAUGGACUUCUGGACAAGGCCCAGGACCUAUUUGGAGACGACCACAACAAGAAUGGUUUCCAAAUGUUUGAUUCCUCCAAAUACCACAGCCAAGACCUGCUUUUCAAAGAUGCUACGGUCCAAGCAGUGCCCGUCCGGGAGAAAACCACAUACCUGGACUGGCUGGGUCCUGACUACGUGGUCGCUCUAGAGGGAAUGUUGUCUCAGCAGUGUUCGCGUGCAGGGGCCGCGGUGCACCAAGUCCCCCUGCUGGCCCUGCUCCUGCUGACCCUGGCUGCAGGCCUCCUCCCGCGAGUUCUCUGAAGGCGGCUACUUCAGGCCACGCCCUGAGCAGGGAAAGUUCCAGAGCCCAACCCAAGAAACCAGGACAUCAGCUAACCCUGCAGGAGGCAAAUGAGAACUCACACACGCAAGCCUCCGACGUGUGAUUCUAACCCAGAGAGAAAUUUUCUAGAAUCAGGACGAUUGUUAAGGCCAAGUCUUCCCACCUUGCUGGAGCCCUCAGUACCUGAGGCGGCUGGCCUGGCGAGCAGCCCAGCCCCUCCUCCCACACUGCUGGCGCCUGCAGCGAACCCGUGCCUCCCACCUGGAACCAUCUGGCUGGCUGAGGGGUUAGGAGCAGGGGGGGGGAAAGAUGCCAGUUGCCAUGGCAACCGUGGAGCAGCUUCCGGCCUCUGCGCUGGCCACCUGGGGAGGUGCCAAGGAAGGAGCAUGCCCAGAACCUAGAGAACCUCCGCGACACACUUCCACCCAGCAGCCCCCGUUCUCCCCGCCACACCACCCUCUCCUGUGGGCACCAAGGCUCAGACCCACGCCCUCAGAGGAACAGCCUUCAUCAUUGUCUUCUGUGACACCAACCUAGGAGCCCAGCACACUGGACAGCAAGAUUUUGCCAGACUGGGAUGGGAGGAAGGGCAGAGCUGUAUUGUGGAGAUGAAGUCCUCCAAAAACCCUCAGAGGAAGGAAGGGACCUACCCCCUCACCCCCCCAGAAAGAAUGUUAGUGUGUGAGGUGCAGGGUGCGAACUAUGCAGAUUAACAGCUCCUGUGGCAAGCAGGUCUUGCCCUGCCCUGCCUGGACCUCACUGCACAAUGAAACUGUUGCCUGGAAUCUAUUGUUUGCUGUCCUGGUCUCAGUCUCCACAUUAGCUUUCUCUCUGCCUUCACGUACCCCUUCACACACACACACACACUCACCUUAUCUGUGUGAACAUAUCUGUUUGUCUGAGGAAGCAUGAGCUAACCCAAAAUAAGGCCAUGUCGUGAUGUCAUGAACUGGGCCUUAGGACAUACCACGAGCCAGGGCAUUGGGAAGAGCCCUGUCUUCCCCUCACCCUGCUUGUUUUGGCUGGUUGCAUCUUUCGAGAGGGUCCCUGGUUCCUAAGAGCUGUGACAGUCAAGGCAUAGGAAAAGCCUCUUCUCCACCGUUUUGCCAUUGUUCUCUCAAGAACCAGAAAAAGUUUUCCAAAGCUACCAACUCUUACUCCAAAUCUUGUUCCCUUAAACAUAAUAAAUAAAAAGGAGAAGAGCUAGGAGCAAGCCGUCCUUGUCAGCACACUGGAAGCAGUGUGGGCCUGGAGCUAUUUGUGUCUUGGUCUGUGUGGGGGGCCUCAGGAUGCCGAUGCCAAGCCAGGUUCCCAGUGGCCCGCCCCCACCUGUGGGCGACGGGACAGAUCCUUUCCAUCACUCACCAGUAGUCCUGGCAGUGUCCCAGCCAGAGUCACACAAUCCGGAGGAAUCUCGGUCACCAUGCUGCUUUGCAGAGCAAGCCCCUCCCCUCCUCCUCUCAGAACACAGCCAUCCAUUCUUGUCUGAGCUGGGGACUUUCACGGUGAGGAGUGUACUGUGGGCGCGACUGUGCUGCCCAAAGUGCGAUGUCUGUGCCGUGUGCCUUUCAGGUGUGACUUUCAAGAGCGUGGUGUAAAUGACGUCUGACUGCCACGGGCCACUGCUGCGUUGGUGCUAAAGAAAGACAUUGGUUUCUUUUUAA